AUCAUUCUCUAUAUAUGACAUGAAAACCAAAACCCCUUCUCUCACACACACAAGAAAGAACAAAUAUGAAGAAACAAGUUAAUGUGUGGCUAUGUCUCUUCCUUUUCUUCCUCUCAAUAUCAUCUUUUCUCCAAGAAACUGAAGCUCGAAAAUACUCCUAUGGACGCGCGCCGAUCACGAGGUUAGUCUCAAGAUCUCUUUACGACAGAAUCUUCAUCCACAAGGAAAACAACGCAUGCCCUGCAAAAGGUUUCUACCCCUACGAAGCCUUCGUGGAGGCUACAAGGUGGUUCCCGAGGUUCGGGAGCGUAGGAGGUAUGACGACAAGGCGGCGCGAAGUGGCUGCGUUUUUGGCGCAGAUAUCUCACGAGACGACUGGUGGCUGGGCCACGGCACCGGAUGGACCGUAUGCGUGGGGGUUGUGUUUUAAAGAGGAAGUGAGUCCACAGAGUAAUUAUUGUGAUGCUUCAAAUAAGGAGUGGCCUUGUUUCCCUGGCAAAUCUUAUAAAGGAAGAGGUCCCAUCCAACUUUCUUGGAAUUACAAUUACGGUCAGGCAGGUCGAGCAUUGGGUUUCGACGGUUUACAAAACCCGGAAAGUGUAGCUAACAACUCAGUUUUAGCAUUCAAGACAGCUCUUUGGUUUUGGAUGACCGAACAAACUCCUAAACCGUCUUGCCAUGACGUCAUGGUCAACCGGUACAGACCGACUAAAGCAGAUAUAGCGGCCAACCGGACCAGUGGUUUUGGUUUGACCACCAACAUCAUAAACGGCGGGUUAGAAUGCGGGAUUCCAGGAGAUGGACGGGUCAAUGAUCGGGUUGGGUAUUUCCAAAGAUAUGCUAAGUUGUUUAAUGUCAACACAGGACCUUACUUAGACUGCGAGAACCAGAGACCCUUCUCCUAGAAGGCUAUCAUUGCAACUCUCUUUGUAACCUAUAAUAUAAACGAUACAAUCUAUGUAUCAAUGGAACUGAAGUUAAAAUCAUAUUAAUAAAACUCCUUAAGCUAUGAGUGGGAA
Messenger RNA from Eruca vesicaria subsp. sativa (arugula), 1019 nucleotides. The record is from the annotation of a GenBank genome assembly. Lineage: Eukaryota; Viridiplantae; Streptophyta; Magnoliopsida; Brassicales; Brassicaceae.